AUGGCUUCUAGCAUCAAUUCCACGAGCGUGCCAUCCGGCAUGCUGCCGCAUGACCCUUCUGCCGCAGCGCGCAACGUGACGGGAGGGCUAUUCGAUCUUGAUAGUGAGACAGAUCUCUCCGCUUUUCGCAUCGCAGAACCACCUUGUCGAUUCAGAUUCCGCGGCACUACCUACCGUAUUAGGGUUAGCGCUCGUGUGUUCUCGUGGCUGGAUGACAACCACAAUGAAACAACUGACUCGCCAAAACCUCGUCUCCUUCUUCAACGCGCUCUUUGUGAUACGCAAUCUGGGUGUUGGGAGGUAGCUGGUGGGGGAGUCGAAAAACAAGACCAAAGCCCCCGAAAUGCUCUCACACGCGAGGUUCAAGAAGAGAAUGGCCUGCUACUGUCGGUGGUCGCUCAUGCUCUCCCGGUUCAGACGUGGAGGAAAUCCAAGGGAGAGGAGUGGCACGAAUGGGUUGGCCUCCCGUACAUCAUUGAGGUCUCCAGACAACACGCAACUAGCCAAUAUGUGCCUCAGCCGGUGGGAUGGGAGAACGCAAUACGACUGGAUCCUGAAGAGCACCAAGCUUUUACAUGA
Messenger RNA from Aspergillus affinis, 579 nucleotides. RefSeq names its product NUDIX hydrolase. NCBI's taxonomy places the organism in Eukaryota, Fungi, Ascomycota, Eurotiomycetes, Eurotiales, Aspergillaceae. Bases 1 to 579 code for a protein of 192 amino acids. The record is from RefSeq and is a predicted model, not a curated record. The transcript has a single exon.